UUGGUCAGGGCGAAACUCCGCCCCGAGAAAACUUCCGCGAAAGAGGAAGGAAGAAGGGAGCCAUCCAGGCGCGCCUCCUCCUUCUUGGAAGGAAGGAAAGGGGUCCCGAUCUGUAGGAUCGCCUCCCUCCAUGAGCAGAAAAGAGGGCGAAGAGAAGGCCCUGGAUUUUCAUUCAAUGAGUUGGUGAACUGCCUUGUGAAUUGCAAACAUGUCCUUGGUUGAUAUCCAGAUGAGUUCAGCAGACCUUUUGCACAAAGAGCAACUGGACGCUGGUGGAUUUGGAAUGAUUUCAUUAUGUUCCCACAAGAGCCAUGGACUCGUGAUCUUAAAAACAGUAUACACAGGACCGCAACGCAAAGAAUGUAAUAAUUCUCUUCUAGAAGAAGGCAAAAUUAUGCACAAAUUACACCAUGACCGUGUUGUCAAGCUUCUGGGCGUCAUUUUGGAAGAUGGGAACUACUCCCUUGUGAUGGAAUACUUACCCAGAGGAAACUUGAUGUCCGUACUCAAGGCAACUCCUAUUCCUUUGCCCUUGAAAGGACGCUUCAUCUUUGAGAUAAUUGAAGGGAUGGUUUAUUUAACUGAGCAGGGCUUAGUGCACAAGGACCUCAAACCAGAAAACAUCCUUGUAGAUGAAGACUUUCACAUCAAGAUAGCAGACCUUGGUGUAGCUUGCUUCAAAAACUGGAGCAGGCUGACUAAAGAAGAGACCAGCCGGCAGAGGAAGAUCAAGUGCAGCUCCCAGAGCAACGCCGGCACCCUUUUCUACAUGGCUCCAGAGCAUUUGGAACAUAUCAACACUGUGCCGGUGGAGAAGUCCGACGUCUACAGCUUUGGCAUUGUAAUAUGGGCCAUUUUUGCCUGCAAAGAGCCUUACGAGAAUGCCGUAAAUGACAUGCAAGUGUGCUUUUGUAUCAUUAACGGGGAGAGGCCACUUAUGGAAGAAGUAGAAAACAAAUGUCCAAGGGAAAUUAUUACUUUAAUGAAACAAUCCUGGAGUCAAAAGCCAGAGGAACGCCUAACUUUUGCAGAAAUCAAUAUAAUAUACAAGCCAUUUUACCAAGAGAAUUAUGAAAAGUAUGUUGAAGAUGAUGUGAAGAAGAUAAAAGAAGUGUAUCCUGAACCAAUUGAAGUUGUAAAAAGGAUGCAGUCUCUCCAAGUAGAUGCUGUGGCAGAACCACCAAGUAACAGCUCCCAAACUGAUCUUCCCAGUUCACUACACAGCUCUCAGCAACUUGGGAACAACACUGUGGAUGACACCCAGUUUUCUGCUUGUCCAGAGAAUGAACCUGUGGAGAGCUGUGAAAAUGCCUCCGAUCCCUUCGUAACCUUGGAGAGGAAACUGCAAGAUGAGCUGAACUACCAUACGCGUGGCAGCCGAAUGGACAGGCCAGAGAACUAUUCUGCGACACACAGCGCUGCGGCGUGGAAUGAAAAGAGGAAGAUGAAGGUGUCCAAUGACCCAGUUACAAAGGGGCCCGCUGCCCCUCGGGCACAAGAGGCAAACUCUGGCUCCAGCAUCAAUCCUAGCAAUGCCUUUGGGGGCCCUUAUACCUCUCCUUGGCCAUGGCCAUUAUCACCAGCUGGGCCAGGUCCAGAAAAUGGAAAUGCAACAUUGGAUCGAAAGAGUCCUAAUGGCGCAAGGCCUUCAAAUUUCAGUUCAUUCGGCGCCGAAGAUAUGUACAGAUCGCACUCAACCAGUCCUUUUAGUUUCUAUAAACCACCUGUACCAGAAUCAGAAAUAGAUCGAUUUCCUCACGAUGUACCUAAAAGCCUCAGUACUCAAACUGGUCCAAGGGAAUCAAGGCCUGUUACAAAGAAGAACAUUCCCUAUACAGCCACACCCAUGGAUAGUACAGGAGAACCUCCACUUUUCAACAUGUUUAACUGUACUGGAAUUCAAAUAGGCCCUUACAACCACUUGGAAAUUAAAGACCAGUCACUGCCCAGCACACCUCCAGCUCCUUUUCACUAUAAUCACGAAGCCUUCCGUGAGCUAUUUGGUAAGUAAAAAAGCAAAGCGGACUUUCUUCUGCUUUUACUUCUCAAAGGCCCCAUCUACACUGCCAUAUAGAAUCCAGGUCAUCUGUUUUGAACUAGAUUAUAUGGCAAUGUAGACUCAUAUAAUGUGGAUUAUCUGCCUUGAUAAUGUGGAUUAUAUGGCAGUGUAGAAGGGACCAGAGUUUUGGCACUGAGUCAAACGAAAGAUCAUUUAUUCUGUCAAGGUACAUCAUGCCCAAACAUUUCUAGUCGGCCAGUUAGAGCAGGGGGCUUUCUAACAAAGAGUGCUAAUGCCUCUAAAGGUAAAAGUAAAGGUUUUCCCCUGACAUUAAGGCUAGUUCUGCCAACUUUGGGUUAGUGCUCAUCUCCAUUUCUAAGCCGGCGUUGUCUGUAGAUAGCUCCUAGGUCAAGUGGCUGGCAUGACUGCAUGGAGCGCUGUUACCUUCCCACCGGAGCGGUACCUAUCGAUCUACUCACAUUUGCAUGUUUUCGAACUGCUAGGUUGGCAGAAGCUGGGGCUAAUAGUGGGAGCUCACUCCGCUCCCCGGAUUCGAACCACUGACCUUUCAGUCAGCAAGUUCAGUAGCUCAAUGGUUUAACCCGCUGUGCCACUGAGUGUAGUUUGGUAGUGCCUCUACCAAACUACAAAUCCCAGAAUUCCACAGUGUUGAGCUAUGCAUUAUUUUGCUGUGUAGAUGCGCCCUAAGAAUGCUAUAUCUCUCUGCAUUGUUCCUCAUACAGAGAAGGAAUGUCUUGGAGCUCUUAAGCAAAGUGCUGGAUGGAAACACUCCCAUUGGUCCUUUAGUUGGGGACUUGGCAUCAGGGGUGUGUAAUGUCACAUGGAUUGAAAAGGACUUUACUAUGUGAAGUAGAUCUCCGCAUGUACCUAUAACCGCAUGUGUUGAAUGCAUUUCCUGAAUGGAUCAGGAUCUUCCCUUGGAAAGAACCACAUAAGCAGACAGAUAGAUGUCCAGGCUUUGGAAAAGCAGCUAUUUUUUGACAUCAGUUCCUGUUUCCCCGCCAGGAAUGCUAUGGCUUUCUGGCAGUUUUGGUUUUUAUAAAUUAGCUUUUCCUUUCUGAGAAUUUGGAAUUUUUUAGACAGUAUGUUUUACAUGUUCUAAUGGAUCUAGUCUUCACUAUCUGGUCUUAUACACUUUUAAUACAUUGGGAGAUUUGUCUGUGGGAAAAGGGGAAAUUAUAUUGUCAUUGAUUAUUCUCCCUUCCUUUUCUCCACCGCCAGAGAGCACUGCUCCCAUUUCUGACACACAUCUCAACAUUGUAAGGAGCAACUUGGGAAAGCAUUGGAAAUACUGUGCCCGUAACUUGGGUUUCAGUGAUCCAGAGUUGGAUGAAAUUGAAGAGGACUACAAAUAUUAUGGACUCAAAAAAAAAAAUUACCAGAUGUUUCAGUGGUGGCAAAUGAGAGAAGGCAGCAAAGGGGCGACUGUGGGGAAGCUGGCCUUAGCCCUCUAUGCAUGCCAGAAGAUUGAUCUCCUGAACAGUCUUGUAAAAAUUAACCAGGAGUCUGAAAUGAAUAAGAAAUGAGAGACAAGCAGAGAACUCUGCUCUUUGAGAGACAACUUUUCUACAAGUAGCACAUGCUCACUUUUUUCCUUUCAUUGCCAUAAAAAUGUUUUAUAUGGUGCCAGAUUUUCACCUUGAUGCUGCUGGAAUAGUAAUGAUAAAAAUGUGAUUAUUCUUUUUCUGAAUUUUAUAUAGCAAGUAUUCUCCCCCUUCAAUAAUGCCAUGAAAUUUAAAGGAUAGAAAUACACGUAUUUUAGAACAUAUUGCCAAACUGUUCAUGAGACUCAAGACGCCAGAUCUGUCCACGGUAGUCCAUGCCUUGGUUACUUCCCGUUGGGACUACUGCAAUGCUCUCUACGGGCCCUUCCACACAGCCCUAUAUCCCAGAAUAUCAAGGCAGAAAACCCCACAUUUUCUGCUUUGAACUGGGAUAUAUGACAGUGUGGACUCAGAUAACCCAGUUCAAAGCAGAUAUUGUAUGAUUUUCUGCCUUGAUAUUCUGGGUUAUAGGGUUAUGUGGAAGGGCCGUGUGUGGGGCUGCUUUUGAAGAUAGUUCAGAAACUACAAUUAGUUCAGAGAUCGGCAGCCUGGUUACUAACUGGAGUGCUGUACAGGGAGAGAAUUACUCCCAUGUUACGGCAGUUCCACUGGCCAGUCCAUUUUUUGGGGUAAAUACAAAGUGCUGGCUAUUACUUAUAAAUCCCUAAACUGUUCAGGCCCAGACUAUUUGAAAAACCUCAUCUCCGGGUACAAUCCGCAGAAGAUGCCCUGCUCUCGGUCCCACCCCCAUCUCAAGUGCAGUUGGUGGGAAUGAGAGAGGUGGCCUUCUCCAUGGCUGCACCCAACCUCUUGAACUCCCUCCCUAAAAAACAAAAAAAUGGUCCCUGUCUUCUCUCCUUUAAAAAGUUUGUAAAGACCCAUCUGUGUAAUCUAGUUUAUGGAGAGGAGGAGGAUUAGCAUUCCUACACAUAUUCUUGCUGUGACAUCGGAUACUUACUUUAGCCUGUUGAUGUGAUUUAUCAUAUUAUGCUUUUAAUGUACAGUAUUGUGGUUUAAUCGAUUUGACUCCUUGUAUUUAUUAUGUUUAUUUAGUUUAACCCUUGGUUUUCGUUGUUCAUAAGUUAUAUCGAGUUUACUUAUUGAUUUGCCUUGAUUGCUGUUAAUUUGUUGGGCAUUGAAUGUUUGCCAUUUUUCUUUUUUUGUAAACCGUCUCGAGUUUCUUCAGGGAGAGAGGGUGGGUUAUAAAUAAAGUUUAUUAUUAUUAUUUGAAACACAACAAGAUGAGUCCACAGCAGACACUCUGCUGGCUGUUGUAUUGGAUCACACGUCGGACACUUCCCAAGUGUCUAGGGCUGUGUGGUGUAUCGGCAAAUAGUGCGUGCAGAUCCCAGUAAGGUGGCCUUCUGCAGCUGGCAGGUGGUAAUUUUGUCAGCGCCGAUUGUGUUUAAGUGCAGGUCAAAGUCUGCACCCAGUGUGCCGAUCACCACUGGGACCACCUUGACUGGCUUGUGCCAGAGUCUUUGCAAUUCGAUCUUUAAAUCCUUGUAUCGUGUCAGCUUUUCCAGCUGUUUUUCUUCAAUCCUGCUGUCCCCUGGGAUUGCAACAUCGACAAUCCAUACUUUGUUUUUUAACACAAUCAUGAGGUCAGGAGUAUGAUGAUUAUUCAUCAUCAUCAUCAUCAUCAUCAUCAUGAAUUCCUACAAUUUUAGGAAAAACAAUAUAAGUGGGCACAAGGCUUUAUGACUUUUGACUUUAUUUUGGGUAUAGGAUGAUAAGAAUGAGGGCAAAUGGAGAGAUAGCUUUUAUCCUAUUGAACUCUAGGGUUUCACACUGAUAUGGCAUUAGGAGCUGUGCAGUACGGAUUAGAAUGGAAGGAUGGAUGUUUUGUUUUGUAAUUCUACAUAUAUAAUGUGCAUUGGGGAUGGCAUAUAAUUUCGUUGUACGAUGAACAAUGACAAUAAAAGUUAUUCUAUUUUAAAUACAUAUUUAUGUUUUAUUUUAUAGAUGGUUUUAUGUGUUGUGAUGCUCCCGAUGGCGCAGCAGGUUUAACUGCUGAACUGCUGAACUUGCUGACCGAAAGGUCAGUGGUUUGAAUCUGGGGAGCGGGGUGAGCUCCUGCUGUUAGCCCCAGCUUCUGCCAACCUACCAGUUUGAAAACAUGCAAAUGUGAGUAGAUCAAUAGGUACCACUCCUGCAGGAAUGUAAUAGCGUUCCAUGCAGUCAUGCCAGCCACACGACCUUGGAGGUGUCUACAGACAACGCCGGCUCUUCAGCUUAGAAAUCCCCAGCGUCGGACAUUGCUAGACUUAAUGUCGAAAAAAUCUUUACUGAUGUUUUGUAUAUUCUAAUUGUUUUGGACUUGUAUUGCUUUUAAUAUGUUGUAAGCCAUUUUGGGUCCUUUUGUGGGAGAAAAGCGGGAUACAAAUAAAGAUUUAUUAUUACUA
Messenger RNA from Anolis carolinensis (green anole), 5969 nucleotides. It is a transcript of the gene ripk1, whose product is annotated as receptor interacting serine/threonine kinase 1. Gene Ontology annotation, molecular function: ATP binding; JUN kinase kinase kinase activity; protein binding. NCBI's taxonomy places the organism in Eukaryota, Metazoa, Chordata, Lepidosauria, Squamata, Anolidae. The transcript has 11 exons. The coding region runs from base 209 to 2011 and encodes 600 amino acids. Gene Ontology annotation, biological process: protein phosphorylation; signal transduction. The record is from RefSeq and is a predicted model, not a curated record.